This is a messenger RNA of Octopus bimaculoides (California two-spot octopus), 519 nucleotides long. RefSeq lists its product as uncharacterized. NCBI's taxonomy places the organism in Eukaryota, Metazoa, Mollusca, Cephalopoda, Octopoda, Octopodidae. The record is from RefSeq and is a predicted model, not a curated record.
AUGUUGCAUGACCUUAAUGUAGAGCUGCAAGAAAAAGACAAAACUGUAAUCAAUAUGAUGAGCUCAGUUAAUGUUUUCAAACUAAAAAUGCAACAUCUCUCCUCAAAGCUGCAGUGUCAUGAUUUGGCAAACUUAAAGAACCUCACGUCAGAGCUAGAGACCCAAGGGAAGGCAUGUGUGCAACUUGACAGUGCACACUGCACUGAGCAGAUCGAUAAUUGUCUGUCAGAGUUUGACAAACGCUUUCAAGACUUUGCUUCACUCAAGCCAGUUGCUACAUUCAUGUGCUACCUUUUUCAGGAAGAUGCUGAGGUUGAUCCACUUGCAUCAAAAAUUGCAACAUUGUUUCACCUGAACUCUUCUGGAGUGGAGGAUGAGAUUUUGACACUACAGGCUGACAUUCAACUGAAGUCCAGGGUCCAUGGACAGUUCUGGAACUUACUCACAGAAGAAAAGUACCCCAACAUGAGGAAAUGUGCCACCUCCUUGACUGCAUUGUUCAACUCUACUUAUUUAUGA